CUAUUUCAAUGGUGCAGCUUUCCCAAGCCCCUUUCCGUCGCCCAUCACCUUCAGGCGGGUCAGAGGAGGCAGAGGAGAAGAGCAUGAAGGCAGCCAAGCAGCAGGUGAACCUGUCUGGGGAGGGCCAACCUCCCCCCAGCCCCUUGCAGUCUGCGCUGAACUCGGUGGCCUCUCCUUCCCAGGCGUAUGAGACUUACAUUGAUAAUGGGCUUAUCUGCCUCAAACACAAGAUCAGGAACAUUGAAAAAAAGAAGCUGAAACUAGAAGACUACAAAGAUCGCCUGAAGAAGGGAGAAGCCCUUAAUCAAGACCAAUUGGAGGCAGUAGAGAAAUAUGAUGAAGUAGUACACAACUUGGAAUUUGCCAAGGAGCUUCAGAAGACUUUUUCAGGACUCAGCCAAGAUCUGCUGAAAGCACAGAGGAAGGCUCAGCGAAGGGAGAGCCUAUUGAAGCUUGAAGCAGAGAAGAAGAAACUGCGUACAAUACUUCAAGUCCAGUAUGUGCUGCAGAACUUCACUCAAGAGCAUGUUCAGAAAGAUUUUAAAGGUGGUGUGAAUGGUGCAAUAUACUUGCCUUCUAAAGAACUAGACUACCUCAUACGAUUUGCAAAGCUGACAUGUCCAGAAAGAAAUGAGAACUUGAGUGUUGAAGACCAGAUGGAACAAUCAUCUCUCUACUUUUGGGACCUUCUAGAAGGAAGUGAGAAACCUGUGGUUGGAACAACAUAUAAACAUAUGAAGGACCUGUUAUCCAAACUCCUAGACUCUGGCUACUUUGAAAGUAUUCCGACUCCUCGUGCCACUGUGCCAGUAAAAGAAUUGGAAGAAGUAAAUAGAAAAUCUGAGAGAACAAGACAGAUGUCAAAAGGAGAGUCUGUCAAAGAACCAGAAUCCAUUAUGGAGCUUAUGAAGUCUGAGAUACAGCCACAGGAGUUUCUCAACAGGCGUUAUUUGCCUGAAGCAGAAUACUCUGUCAAGAAGAAGCCAGAAGAGCCUAAAUCUUGGGAUGCUGAGUGUAUUAGAAAGCAAGAACAUCCAAAGUCCUGGGAAAUGCUUGUUGAUGUUGAAGAGCAGGAACAGAAGCAGAAACAAGAGACCUUAAAGCCUUGGGAAGCUCGUGUUAGGCAGCAAGAACCAAAAAGACAGGAUUCUCCAAAGCCUUGGGAAGCCCGUGUUAAAGAGGAACAGCAGCGUGAGUCUACAAAGCCCUGGGAGACCCGCGUUGAGGAGGAAGAACAGAAGAAGCAAGAAGCUCCAAAGGCCUGGGUAGCACGUGUCCGAGAGGAGCAGGAGUCCCCCAAACCUUGGGUAGCAAAGGUUAGGGAAGAGCAGGACCAGAAGAAACAGGAAUCGCCUAAGCCUUGGGUAGCAAAGGUUAGGGAAGAGCAGGACCAGAAGAAACAGGAAUCGCCUAAGCCUUGGGUGGCAAAGGUUAGGGAAGAACCAGAACAAAAGCAGGAAUCUCCAAAGCCUUGGGUAACCCAGGCUAGGGAGCAGCCAGAACAAAAGAAGCCAGAGUCUGUGAAAUCCUGGGAAAUGCCUGUUAGGGAAGAGCAGCAGCAAGUGCCAUCACAGCAGUUACAGAACCCUCCGAAGUCCUGGGGAGCUGCAAGUGUUGGGCCAAAGGAGCAGAUGGGGCCAAAGAAGUUUGAUAUGGAACCCAAAGAAGUGCCUAAAUCUGUACAUCAGCCAGCUGCAGAAUUUUGCUCUACUUCAACUCUUCCAAAAGAUCCAGUAUUGAGACGUGAAAAACUUCAGGAUCUAAUGACUCAGAUACAAGGGACUUACAACUUCAUGCAAGAGUCCAUUCUGGAUUUUGAUAAAGCUUCACCAAGUGCCAUUGGUUCAUCCCAACCACCCUCAGUUACUCAAAGUAGUCCUGUAGCUUCAAAAGAACAGAAACUGCCAAGUCAGAGUGAUUUUCUUCAACAGCCCCUUCAAGCUGCUGCUUCAUCUGUGACACUGCAUGGUUCAAAUACUUCCCUAGCAUCUGCUGAUCAGACCCUUUCUGGCUCUGAAACUGAAGACUUGGUGACGCCGCAGAAGCCACAGGCAACGAUUCCCCUCCCAAGUGAGCCACAGUCACCAUUGCCUACUUCAAGCACCUCCAUGUCGCCAGUACCACCAGCGCAAAGCUUCCAGUCUCCUCCAGCAAGCAGCAGUUCUGUCACGAUAACAGCGGCUCCCUUUCAGGCUAUGCAGACUGUGUUUAAAGUGAAUGCACCACUGCCUCCACGUAAAGACCAGGAAAUUAAAGAGGAAUCUUCGUAUUCAUCAGGAUAUAACCAGAGUUUCUCUACAGCAAGUACACAGACCCCUCCUCAAUGCCAGUUGCAGUCUUCUCAUGUUGGUGAACAAACCUCUCUUUCACAGGAUUCUCUGUCUUCAGCAGUGAAUUAUCAACCUGAUGGAGCUGUUCCUGUUAGCAAUGGUAGCCUUGCCUUUUAUCCAGCACAGAGUAAUGUUAUUCCCAGACCCCCUCAGCCUUACCUUAACAGUCGUGGGUCUGUCAGGGGAUCUGCUAGAGGUGGAAGGUCACUGGCUAAUUCGUAUCGUUCCCCUGGAGGGUACAAAGGUUUUGAUGCUUACAGAGGCUCACCUUCAAUAACUAAUGGCAACUAUGGCCAGCUGCAGUUCCCUGGAAGAGAUUAUGCUGGAAUGCCAUAUUCUCAGAGGGAUGUGAAUUACCAGCAGUGCUAUAAACGAGGUGGGAUAACUACUGGUCCUCGAGCAAAUUCCAGAGCAGGGUGGAGUGAUUCCUCUCAGGUGAGCAGUCCAGAACGAGACAAUGAGACCUUUAACAGUGGGGACUCUGGGCAGGGAGACUCCCGCAGCAUCACCCCUGUUGAUAUGCCAGUGACGAGCCAAGCUGCCACCAUACUACCAGUGCAUGUCUACCCCCUCCCACAGCAGAUGAGAGUUGCCUUCUCUGCUGCUAGAACAUCUAACCUGGCCCCUGGAACUCUCGACCAGCCCAUUGUGUUUGACCUGUUGCUGAACAACCUUGGAGAGACUUUUGAUAUCCAGCUUGGUAGGUUCAACUGUCCCGUGAAUGGUACAUAUGUCUUCAUCUUCCACAUGCUGAAACUGGCUGUAAAUGUUCCCCUGUACGUGAAUCUCAUGAAGAACGAAGAGGUCCUAGUGUCAGCAUAUGCAAAUGAUGGGGCUCCUGAUCACGAAACAGCUAGUAACCAUGCAGUCCUGCAGCUGUUCCAGGGAGACCAGAUCUGGUUGCGUCUGCAUCGGGGAGCCAUCUAUGGAAGUAGCUGGAAAUACUCCACCUUUUCGGGAUACCUCCUUUAUCAGGACUAAAAUCCAGUGCAAUGUUUACAAAAGCUGCUCCAAACACCUUGGUGGAGGGGGGUGGGACUAGCUUUGCACUUACUACUGACUUCAUAGAAGGUAUGUGGUUCCAUGAUUGGGGGAAUGAUGGUCCUGUUGUGCAAGGUGAAAUCAUGGAGUUGGGGUACUGAAUCAGCACUAAUUCGGCACUUUAUCAGUUGUGAUGUAGCCUUGCUAGUAAAGCUGUGAAUGUAUAUUGUUUGCACUUACCCUGAACUGUAUUAAUGUCUAGCUUACUACACUAUUGAUUGCCUCAAGUAUGGGCUAUUCACAAUGCCUUGUUGUGCCUCAAUAAAACAAGUUAAUAUGCAUUUUAG
Molecule: messenger RNA, 3658 nt
Organism: Eurypyga helias (sunbittern)
Lineage: Eukaryota; Metazoa; Chordata; Aves; Eurypygiformes; Eurypygidae
Gene: CAPRIN2
Product: caprin family member 2
Exons: 19
Coding region: 9-3311 (1100 amino acids)
Biological process (GO): positive regulation of canonical Wnt signaling pathway
Cellular component (GO): cytoplasm
Molecular function (GO): signaling receptor binding
Source: RefSeq, a predicted model, not a curated record